Messenger RNA from Nasonia vitripennis (jewel wasp), 4247 nucleotides. RefSeq names its product beta-1,4-N-acetylgalactosaminyltransferase bre-4. The record is from RefSeq and is a predicted model, not a curated record. Lineage: Eukaryota; Metazoa; Arthropoda; Insecta; Hymenoptera; Pteromalidae. Gene Ontology annotation, molecular function: N-acetyl-beta-glucosaminyl-derivative 4-beta-N-acetylgalactosaminyltransferase activity. Bases 885 to 2186 code for a protein of 433 amino acids. Gene Ontology annotation, biological process: glycosphingolipid biosynthetic process; carbohydrate metabolic process. The transcript is spliced from 8 exons.
AGUUGCAGAGCGAGAGAGAGAGAGAGAGAGAGAGAGCAGCUCGAAUCACGGAGCCAGCUCUGCGCGGCAGUCUUCCUCAGGAGAGUAGCCAGUAGAGAGAGGCCGUCGCUCUCCUCUCUCGCUGCUGCUAUCGCGCCGCGCGCGCGCGGUCCUCGUCCGAAUCGACGCAUAUAACGCGUGCACAGAUAUAAGUAUAGGGAGCAGUGUUUCUGAUUCAUUCACGGGCUACUGCUGCUGCAGUGUCCUUCCGCAUCGUCGUGCCGAAUAUCACGACGGCGGCUUUAACCUGCACGUGCGGAAUGUCAGCGCACACGUCUUUUCCUCGUCUCUGGCGGCGCUGCAGCUUCUCUGAUUAAAAAGAGUGUCGCGCUGCGACGGGGACCCUCAGCUGCUCUCACGUGCUGGGGUAAACAACAAAGCGGACUGCAGUGUAUAUACUCACACAUACACUCGAAGAGGAAGAAUAAGAAGAGGCAUAUCAAGAGGUGCAGAGAGAUAAAGGGGAGAGAAAGAGAGAAGGGGGUCUGUCUCUCUCUGCACUUGCGGGGCUGCACCUGCCGGGGGGGGGGCUUAUAUCUCUCUCGCUCUCUCUCUCUCUCUCUCUCUCCGGUGCAGUCGAUAAGAGAGCUCUGCGCAGGAAUCGCGGGUAAACAGCACCGCUGUGCGAGAUUAUAAUCCUCCGCUCUUCUGCGACGUUCUUGUAUACAGGAAUCGGCGACUCGAGGGUGGCAGUUGUCAGUCAGUCAGCUGCGCGCUCUCGCCGGAACUGGUCGUUACCUCGCUCGCACAUAUCCAAAGGAUCACGCAUUCAUGAUACAAUAAUAGAAGAGGAACUAAGGGUGCACAGUCGGCUGGAAUGAUAGUUAUGGUGUCACGUGGAUGCGAUGACUGUGGCUGCAGCCGUGGCGGCUCCGUGGCACCGGGCCCACAUCUAUAAGGCCCUCGCCUGCAUCGUCUUCGUCCUCAUAGCCUUGCAGUACUUACUCAGCGGGGCUAUCGAUCGACGAUCGAUCGAGACCAUUUUCACCAUUAAUACCAGUCGACCGCCGCAUCAGCGCGCGCUCGUGAUUUACGGGCCAGCGUCGGCCAGCAGUAACAACAACGUCAUCAACAACAACAACAACAACAACAACAACGAAGACGAGGACGACUCCAGUAGUGGCGCAGGUCCGCCGCCGGGAAACUCCAGCCUCGUCAGCACCUCGUCGGCGGUUAUCGCACCGACGAACAAUUCCUCGAUAUUGCUGAACUCGAUGCUCCGGACCAACUCCUCGGGAUCACCGCUCGACGUCGAGGCCGUGAUUAGGUUGAGAAAUGCGACGAGUUCGACUGUCGGGCUGUCCACGAGCACCAGUCCCACGGCUACGCAGACGCCGAGAUGUCCUCUCGUGCCUCCGAAUCUCGUGGGACCGAUAGCAGUGAGCAAAUCGCCGCCGGAUCUCGCAGCCAUGGAGAAGGCCUUCGCGAAGGUGAAGCAGGGCGGCAGAGGUGCGCCGGAGGACUGCGUCGCGCGCUACCGCGUCGCCAUCGUCAUACCGUUCCGCGACAGAUUCCCGCACCUCAUGACCCUGCUCUACAAUCUGCACCCGCUGCUGCUGCGCCAGCAGCUCGACUAUCAGAUCUUUGUUAUCGAGCAGGAAGGCAACGGCCAGUUCAACCGAGCGAUGCUCAUGAACAUUGGCUACGUCGAGGCGCUCAAGGAGCGGCCCUUCGACUGCUUCAUCUUCCACGACGUCGACCUGCUGCCCGAAAACGACAGGAACCUCUACACCUGCCCGGAGCAGCCGAGACACAUGUCCGUCGCCGUCGAUAAAUUUCUCUACAGGUUACCGUACAGCGACCUCUUCGGCGGCGUGAGCGCCAUGACUACUGAGCACUUUCGCCUGGUGAACGGCUUCAGCAAUGUGUUCUGGGGCUGGGGCGCCGAGGACGACGACAUGGCCAACCGCAUCAAGGCUCGUGGCCUGCACAUUUCGCGCUAUCCGGCCAACAUCGCGCGGUACAAGAUGCUCACGCAUAAGAAGGAAAAGGCAAAUCCCAAACGGUACGAGUUCCUCAAGACCGGCAAAAAGAGGUUCCUGACCGAUGGCCUGAGUAAUCUUCAGUACGAGAUCCUGGUGAAGAAGAAGCCAAAGCUGUACACCUGGUUCUUGGCGCGGUUGACUCCUCCGGCACAGCCCAGCUGAUGGCUGCCUUGGAUCGUCGGGUAAACUCGCGCGGAACAGACCCGGCAGCCUUUCCGCUGGCGAGCCUCGAUCGAUCCACUGGCCAGAGAGCCUUUUUCACGUAGCUUUGCAGAAGAGACGAGCAAAAGAAGAAAGAGAUAAAAUCGAUUUCGCGGGAUACGCGCGCACUACCGAUCUUUUUGAGAAUCCUUUCUUUUUUUACGAUUGCUAUACUAUUGUCCUCCACCGGUCGCCGCUCGCGUCACGAGCGACGUCGGACGAACGAUGCAUUUGUUUUUUAGUUCUCAUCAACGUUUGUACACACACACACACGUAUACAUACUACCUGUUUUCGUCAUUCCUCUAUGUAGCGAGUUUUGUUUCCUCCGCGUAGCUUGUUGUUGCUGUUGAGAGAGCGUUGUUGUGUUUUAUUUUUGUCCUUUCUUUUUCUCUUUUUUUUGUCCAGGUAUAAACAUACCAUAUAUUAUAGCUAAAAUGGCGAUCGACAAAACAAGAUUGUAAAUCGAUGAACAACGAUUUUGAGCGUGUGAGAGUGUGCGAGGUAGAUUUAAAGAUUAUAUGAAAAUGGAAGCAUGUGCCAAAAGCGUAGAAAUGAGUCUUCUUGUGAGAGUCUUGUAUGGACUUUUCAAUUUUCGCGAGAAGUUUGGGAAAAAAGCAUUCUGACGAAGAAAAAAAGAACUAGACUCCGAUUCCAUUCGUACAUUGUUAUUGACUCUCGGUACUAUUGUACUGUAUAAUAUAUAUUAUAUAUAUAAACUCCCAAUACGCGCGUGUUAAGAUAAUAUAAACCACAGUGAAAUGGAUGAGCUGAUUUCCUAAAGUAGACGAUGAGUGAUAGGACGAGAAGCGAGGAUGGUUUGGGACUGCCGAUGAAGAAAUCAUUAAUCCUAAAGUUGAUUUUAUAACUCGACAUGAUAAUGAAAGUAUACCCAUUGUCCUCUCUUCAAUAGCGCCCUUCUUCGACGAGAAAUGGCGCGGGCUUUUUCACACGUUUAUACACAGGAAGCAUUAAUUGAACAAAAGUCGUCGUAUAUAGACGAGAAAGAGAGAGACACGCGAUGACAAAAAAAAAGUUUGUGCCCCGCUUAGAUCGAAGAAAGGAACGCCGUGUAAGCACUGUAUCGUGCGCGCAUGUGUGUUUGUGUGUGAGUGUAUGUGUCACCCUCAUCCUAUGCGCGCGCGAUCGCCCUGAUGUUGUUUCUCGACUCUCGUCGUGCCGAACCACCGAACAACUUGUUAAAUGUAUAUAUCUAUAUAGAAAGCCAUACGAUACAGAAAUGAUCGUGAACACAAAGUUAAUUCCAGAACCAGCCUGCAUGCCCGUAGGGAGGUUAUAAAAGUGAAGAGGAGGAAAAGAGCGACGUACUGAUUUUAUCGAUUAUUGAGUAUAAACCAUAAUUGGAGGCGUUGUACGAGCAUUAAAAAAAAAACUCCAUAAAAAAACUCCGUAAAAAAGAAAUGAAAAAAAAAUUCUCGAGUGCUUUUUAAAGUCGUAGACGCGCAAGCGUGUUUUGCGCACAAUUUCGUCUUCUAUUGUAUAGUCGUAUUAGCGUACAUUCCCUAAUCGCGGGUAGGCUAUCGUUUUAUCCGGGCCUUAUAGAUUUUUUUAGCGGGCCUCUGAAUAAGGAGAUUAAGGAGAAGGGAGAAAUUGGAGCAAGCGGGGUUGUAUAACGACGACGACGACGAAUCGUUAAAGAGGGGAGAAAAAAUAAAAUGAGAGACAAAAAUCGGGCACGCUACUCGGAGAGUGGUCACACCCCUCGUUGAUGCGAUAAGCGAAUGAAAUGAAAUAGCGAACGUGCGAUUACUGCUCCCAGCAAAGUAGCCCGGCCUGCUCGCCUAUUAUCGGUGCUGUGAUUGUGAUGAUGUUCGAGACAGAGCGAACGCUCACCAUUGCGAUUGAAUUGUGAAACAAAUUGCCUCUUCAUCAUUUUUCAACGAUGAUCUGUUAUGUUUUAUGCGCGGCUGUGCGACGCGAUCAUUGAGUUUUCGUGCGUCCUCCGCCACGAUGUGUUGAUUUUUGCAAAAAAAAAAAAAAAAGAAAAGUAAAAACCAAGAAAA